AUGCUGAUGAUGGCUGUCCAAGACGAGCAAUCCAAAGACGACUGGGUUUCGGAGGGCGAUGCAAGAGAGACUUGGGCCGACCUCCGCUGGGGGCAUGCUGGUAAUGGUCCUAGCGCGACCCUAGGCUGCCACGCAUUCCGACGUGCUUCCGGCUGGCGUCACCUCCUGCUGCACGACUGGUACAACGUCUCCUCUUCCGUUCGCGAGACAGUAUUGGUGAACGUAUAUGCGUCGGGCGGUGCAAGUUUGGCGAAACAUGCUGAUGCGGGCCUGGCUUCAUUCUCAAUCUUGGCCGAAGCGGUUCCGCACUCCCAUCCAGAAUUCGCAACUCAAGGCCACGGGCUUUCUCAAACUGGCGGCCAGCCGCUGGCGACCACCAGUAGCAGCAGCACACUGGCUGCAGGCACUGCGAAGCCCACGACACUGGAGUCGCUCACAAUUUCGUUGGCCGGGACUGAGGCAAGAGAUCCAGGCUGGCUGGCCGCCGCUGCUCCAACCUCGGCCGAGCUUUGGCAGACGAUCACAUGA
Messenger RNA from Moesziomyces aphidis, 528 nucleotides. The record is from the annotation of a GenBank genome assembly. NCBI's taxonomy places the organism in Eukaryota, Fungi, Basidiomycota, Ustilaginomycetes, Ustilaginales, Ustilaginaceae.